Messenger RNA from Pristis pectinata (smalltooth sawfish), 1570 nucleotides. RefSeq names its product F-box only protein 47-like. The record is from RefSeq and is a predicted model, not a curated record. Lineage: Eukaryota; Metazoa; Chordata; Chondrichthyes; Rhinopristiformes; Pristidae. The transcript is spliced from 13 exons. The coding region runs from base 194 to 1570 and encodes 458 amino acids.
GAAACCCACGCAGACACAUGGGGAGAAUGUACAAGCUCCUUACAGACAGCGGCGGGAAUCUGAACUACAGAUUCAAAACAUGCCAGACCACAGAAUUAAAUCUGAAAGUAUUUUGAAAGGACACCUUGGGGAGUACAAGGCCAAUUGUUCAGCCUUUAUGAAAUCGUCAGAAAUAUAGAAACAAGAAGACUCCAUGAAGAUGAAGCCCAUGGAGGGAGGUGAGGUACCACUGAGAAUAAAUACUUUCACCCUCAUUCCAAACCAAAAAUACCGAAGAAGUUGUAGACACCUACAAUCCAAGAAAGGUGGCAACAGACUGGAAAACUUUCACAUACAGUAUAACUGCGGCUAUUUCCAGAUAAUACCAGUUGAAAUCUUUCACAAAGUGUUGUGCUACCUUUCAGUGACAGACAUCAGUGUUCUGAGCAUGGCAUCAAAAGUGGUUGGCACUCAGGUUGUGGGUUAUAUUGCCACCUCAUCAGGAAUCAGACGGCUUUUAUUGGAGGGUUUCCACUCUACCGAUGUUGCCAAGAAAUCACUUGCAAUGGAACAUUACAGAUCUUUAGGGUUGUUGUUUAAAAGAUGUACUCUUCUGCUUCCCACGAAGGAAAGACUAAAGUUUGUGCAUAAUCAGUUAUUAAAGAAUCCAUGCUUUAGGAUGGGUGGAUGUACAAUGCUUGUGCAGUGCUCAGGAUUUGCUUGUUUUGGGAUGUUAUUACAGACUCUUAUAGCAGGCUGGGAUGAGCUGGAGUGUCAUCGUGUGUUCAAUUUUCUGAAUGAAAGUGCAAAUCUGCCUCGGAAAAUGCAAAGUGUGGUGUGCAGUAGACCAGGUGCGACCAGAAAGCUGGAAUUACAGAUUCGCCUAUUUUACCGACGGGUUCUAUUAGAUCACUGGGAGCAUCAGUGUGAUAUAGCUUUCUGGCUGACUCGCAUCCUAAAGCCUUGGCCGAUGGUAAACCAAGCUAGAUUGCUGUACUUGCUGUACGGGCCUAUGUCCAUCAAUGAUGGGGGUCAAAUCCAUUGGCAUCAUAUGACCCAGAUACCUGCAGGCGAGGAGAGUAUAAAGGGUCUUGCAGUAGCAGUUAGAUUGCUACAUGAAAAUGCCAAGGAAUGGACAGCUGAUGACAUUUUUACCUUGUUAGAAGAAUUAGCAGGUUUUCCCCAAGAAUGGCUCCUAGAGAACAGUGCUCGUCUUCUGAUCUGUUGUGGGAAUAACAUGUGCUUUACAUUCCUGGCCAAUAAAGCUGUAAAUGGGAGACUAAAUGAACUUGCCACACUUAUUGUGUUUCUGUCUUUGGUAUGUGAAAAGGAUGGGUAUUGCAUGGACUGGACCGUGAAAAUGGUGCACAGAAUCUGCAAGGUGAUAGCCAGCAGUGAAAGCAGGUGGAAUUUUCUACAGACCAUUGAGAAGGUUUUUGCUCGAGUCACCAUGGACAUGAUUGAAUCAUUAAUGUUUAGUGGCUUUGAGGAGGACGAAGGAGUAACAUACAACAUGUACAAUAUGGUGAAUGCCCAAGCAGAAUUUCAUAAAGAAGUCAUGCUUCGUGCCUUUGGCAACAUACUAACCUGA